UCUCUGUGGUAGGCCUAGUUUGGAUUGUAAGGAAUUGUCUGUCAGUCUUCGCAAGCACGUGGGUCAUACAAAUGUGAAGAGGCGUGAGAUUUAGGAUACAAUUAGUAGGCCUGUGGCUCAGAACAUGAGAAUUACCGAGAAUGACAGAGGUGCACUUGCCUCCAGCUUCCUCUCUUCCCGUAUCGUUUGACAGAACUUGUGAAUCAGGUGUUCUCUGUCGCAUUGUUUGCAUUCUUUGUUAUGUGCGCCGGUAGGUAACCACCCCACGGAACUUACAUAGCCUAGCUCUUCCGAAAACACAGAGCGCCAUGAAAUGAAGUGGCACAGUUUACUCAGAAAACGACUCAUCAGAAGGGGGAUUUUGAGCGACGCAACCAUGGUGACAGUAGUCCACUCCACCAGCGCUUUUACCUAACUAAUUAUUUGUCUAGAGGUGAGUUGCCCGUUUCAGGAACUUUAAAAGUUAAGAGCUUUAAAAACGUAGCUUGCUAUUUGGACAUUUGAAGAGGAUAAUCGUCGGCAUGCAGUGUCAGAUGUUCUUGCUUUAUUUAAGGUGCUGGUAGCAUACAGUGACCAACGCCAUGAGGUUCAACGGGUUCUUGAAAGUUCGAGUUGGGGAGGCGGUAGAUCUCAAACCGACAUCCUUCUCCAAACGGCAUUCUAUAAGACCAAGUGUGAAAUCAAAUUUGAUGGACCCUUACAUUGUGGCAAAGGUGGACGAUGUCAAAAUUGGACAGACUGUUACAAAGUCAAAAACGAACAGUCCAACAUACAAUGAAGUCCUGUGCGCGCAAAUUAGUGAUGCAAAGGUUCUGGAGCUCGCCGUGUUUCACGAUACUCCUAUUGGAUAUGACGAUUUUGUGGCCAACUGCACCUUUCAACUGGAGGAUAUGAUGGAUACAGCCAAUACGAGGCAGACCUUUGAGGGAUGGGUUGCUCUGGAGCCAGAGGGCAGAGUUUACGUCACCAUCUCCCUCACCGGCUCCUUCCUCGACGAUGCAGCGAUUAUAAACGGGUCGAGGGACCAUCAUAGGUUAAUAAGGAAGAAGGUCCUGAAGAGGAAGGUGCACCAAGUUAAUGGCCAUAAGUUCAUGGCUACAUACCUGAGGCAGCCUACCUUCUGCUUCCACUGCAAGAAUUUCAUAUGGGGUGUAUUUGGCAAGCAAGGUUACCAGUGUCAAGUGUGUACCUGUGUGGUCCACAAACGAUGUCACGACCAAGUGGUGACAAAAUGCCCUCGCAUGAAGAAAAAGGAAGACGAACAGGGUCCCAGUCAAGGUUUCAGCAUCAACAUCCCCCACAUUUUCAAGAAGCACAACUACAAGGUGCCCACCUACUGCAAUCACUGUGGUUCUCUGCUCUACGGUGUGGUCAAACAGGGCAUGCAAUGCCAGGGUUGCAAGAUGAACGUUCAUAUUCGUUGCCAGGAGAAUGUGGCUCCUAACUGCGGGGUGGACAGUGCUGAGUUAGCUCGCAAGCUGGCAGACCUCGGGGUGAAGCCUGGAAUCUCCCCUCUGUGUCAGAGAGGGUCAACUAUAAAGCCGGGACGUCCCUGCGAGGAGGAUCCGGUGGUUCCUAGGACCCGGAGUGUGGAGAGGGUCGGCCUGGACGACUUCACCUUCCUACAGGUGCUGGGCAAGGGCAGCUUUGGCAAGGUGAUGCUGGCGUGCAUGAACAGCACGGAGAGGGUGUACGCUGUGAAGAUGCUGAAGAAGGACGUGAUCCUGCAGGACGACGACGUUGAGGCCACCAUGAUCGAGAAGAGAGUGCUGGCCCUCGCCCACCAGCACCCCUACCUCACACAGCUGUACUACUGCUUUCAGACACCGGAUCGUCUGUUCUUUGUCAUGGAGUUUGUGAAUGGCGGUGACUUGAUGUUCCACAUCCAGAGGUCACGCCGCUUUGAUGAAGGUCGGGCGCGCUUCUAUGCCGCUGAGGUCAUCUGUGCUCUCACAUACCUGCAUUCGAAUGGCAUCAUCUACAGGGACCUGAAGCUGGACAACGUCCUGCUAGACAAAGAUGGCCACUGCAAACUGGCUGACUUUGGCAUGUGCAAGGAGGGGGUCUUCAGGGGGGACAUAACGUCCACUUUCUGCGGGACACCAGACUACAUCGCACCAGAGAUCAUCGAGGAGAAGCCGUAUGGUCACUCGGUGGACUGGUGGGCGCUUGGCGUGCUGCUGUACGAGAUGCUGUCUGGGCACGCUCCGUUCGAGGCCGAGACAGAGGACGAGCUGUUUGAGUGCAUCUGCCGCGACACGGUGGUCUACUCCUCCUGGCUGAGCAGCGAAGCCGAGGACAUCCUCAAAGGGCUUCUGAUGAAGGACCCCCAGUGUCGCCUAGGCUGUGUGGAGAGAGAGGGAGGAGAGGAGGCCAUCACGUCCCAUCCGUUCUUUUCCGGCCUCGACUGGAACGUCCUGAAGAAGCGAGAGCUCGAGCCUCCUUUCAAACCCAGAAUAAAAUCGCUGGAGGAUGUGAGUAAUUUUGACCCCGACUUCACCCAGGAGGAGCCCACGCUUACUCCCAUCGAGGACGCCCCGUUCACCUUUGGCAACCAGGAGUUUAAAGACUUUUCCUUCACAGCCCCCGAGCUGCUGCCCACAUAACAGAAUGCUGGACAAUGUACACUUUAGCAGUGUAUUUAAAUGGGCUUGAAUGCAGACACACAGAUACGCACGCGUGCACGCGCGCACGCGCACACACACACACACACACACACACACACACACACACACACACACACACAUACACACACAUAAGUGUAAAACAUUCAGUCAUACUCCUGCUCUGACAAGCCCAUCGCCUCAUAGUUAUUCCCACACAAUAAGGGUCUUAAAAAAAAAAAGGAAAAAAAAAGUAUGGUGUGGCCUGGCAGCUGCCAGCUAUUCUUGGAACUGUUUGACCGUCAAAGCCGGGAAUCAGAGCUUUGAGCAACAAAUAC
Messenger RNA from Alosa sapidissima (American shad), 2941 nucleotides. It is a transcript of the gene prkchb, whose product is annotated as protein kinase C, eta, b. Lineage: Eukaryota; Metazoa; Chordata; Actinopteri; Clupeiformes; Clupeidae. The transcript is spliced from 14 exons. Bases 582 to 2606 code for a protein of 674 amino acids. The record is from RefSeq and is a predicted model, not a curated record. Gene Ontology annotation, molecular function: diacylglycerol-dependent serine/threonine kinase activity; ATP binding. Gene Ontology annotation, biological process: protein phosphorylation.